AUGUCAACAAUUGAAGAAUUAAAAUUUAUAUGGAAUUUUUUAUUUUCUGAUAUCACUUCACCAAAAAAUAAUAAAGAAAUAGAAGAUGAAAAAAAUUAUGAAGAAAAUAUAAAUUUACUAAAAAAAUUAAUGAAAACAGAAAAUAUAAAAUUUGAACAAAAAUAUAAUGCAAUAAAUAUAUUAGAUAAAUUAAAGGAGGUCGAGGAUGUUAGAUAUGAAGACAUUUUCAACGAAUAUGCAAAAAAUUUUUUAAAAUUUUUAAAAGAAUCAUUUGAAAAUGUAGCAGAAGAAAUUCAGAUAAAUGAUAAAAUAUCGUUUAGAAGAAAUGAAUUAAUAAAACAAGAUUUAAAUAACAAAUUACAAAAUUUAAAUAACAACUAUAAUUUAGAAUAUAUUAAUUUAAAUAAAUGCUUAGGAACAGAAGAUUUUGAAAAUCAAUUAAAUGCAAGUUUAAAAUUUAACUCAUUGAAAGAUAUCUUAAGUAAAUUAUUAAUAGAAAUGAAAGAAUAUGAAAAUCAGUAUUACAAUUUAUCUGAAACAGAUAAGUUUUUAGAUAUGAAAAUUUUUGAACUUGAAAGUUAUUUAAAUAAAAAUGAUGAAAAUUCAUAA
Molecule: messenger RNA, 609 nt
Organism: Plasmodium gallinaceum
Lineage: Eukaryota; Apicomplexa; Aconoidasida; Haemosporida; Plasmodiidae
Product: conserved Plasmodium protein, unknown function
Exons: 1
Coding region: 1-609 (202 amino acids)
Source: RefSeq, a predicted model, not a curated record